ACGAGCAGUCGUCGUCAAUUUCGACAGACGUUUAGCCUUGUUGAAUGCAGACAGUACGCUGUCUGCCUUUUUACGAUUGACGCGGAAUGAGGCUGAUUUGUCCUCCGAAACACUGUUCAUCUUGUUUCUAACCAUUUCGCUUUCUCGUCGACCAUCAUGUCUAGGCAAGAUAAAGCCACGACUGAGAGAAAUGCUAAAAUUCUCAAAGAUUUGGUCAAGCACUCAGACAAUAAGGUCUGUGCAGAUUGCAAGCGGAACGAUCCUCGUUGGGCAUCAUGGAAUCUAGGUGUCUUCCUGUGCAUUCGCUGUUCAGGCAUCCAUCGUGGCAUGGGAACGCAUAUCAGCCGCGUCAAGUCCGUCGAUCUUGACAUCUGGACACCGGAACAGAUGGAGUCGAUUCAGAAAUGGGGGAAUCGCCGUGCCAACUUGUACUGGGAAUCCCAUCUAAAGUCUGGACAUGUCCCCCCAGACCACAAAAUGGAGUCAUUCAUACGUUCAAAAUAUGAAUCUCGAAGAUGGGCACUUGAUGGACCCCCGCCGUCCGAUCCAUCGAUUCUGGAGACUGAAACUUCGAAUGGACAUGCUUCACAAGCUGCUGAGCAGCCACCCCCUGCGGCUACGCAAUCCUCACGCUCAAUUCACAUAACAAAUGCCAGUAUUUCUGGCGCAAGAUCAGCAUCUCCAAUACUCCAGACCCACAUUACAACACGUCAGCCUCAAUCCCGUCAGUUGCUCUCCUCUGCAAUUGCCGGCAGAGCAAUCAACUCUGAACUCACUAUCGUCACUCCUCCGACAUCUGCUGCACCUCAGCCAACAUUGGCGCAGCCCACCCCUCCAUCUCAAGAUGACCUAUUUUCACUAGACUUCCAUGCACCUGCUCAAAAGGCAACAUCACCACCGCCAUCUAAAGAUAUGAAAUCAGAUAUCAUGUCCCUCUUUUCCUCUGCUCCCGCUGCUGCCCCCAGUCAUUCCAACCUGUCGACAGGUGCCGGUUCCAGUGCUUUUGGCACUUUUGCGUCACCAUCUCAGCCACAAUCAGCAUGGGAUCAACUUGGCAGCGCCCCUCAGACACAGCCUCAGCCAACAAGCAUGAUGGGGACUGGUGGCACUGGUUUGUGGGGCGCCUCUUCUGGCUGGAACGCUACUCCCGUUACACCCUCCCAAAACACACUAUGGGGGAGCUCUGUGACUCCUGCGGCACAACAGCCCCAGUCUCAGGCGACCUCAUUUAACACAAAUGACAUCUGGGGAUCAUCUGUCUCCGCACCCAGUAACGCCAACAACCUUCUUGGCACUUCUCAGGCACAGCCCGCGCCAAAGAAGGACGAUGUAUUCGGGGAUUUGUGGGGUGACUUUAAGUAACAUUGAUUUUGUACUAGAUACAGUUUGAUAGAUGACUAUUCGUUAUACAUUAGUCCCGUGGCCCUUGGUUAACUCGAUGUCCUACGCCGGUAUUAGUUUCAUCGAGGAGAAAUCUAGUUAUAUCUCACCUGCUCAAUAAGAUCACGUGCG
This is a messenger RNA of Suillus subalutaceus, 1512 nucleotides long. RefSeq lists its product as uncharacterized. The transcript is spliced from 7 exons. Gene Ontology annotation, cellular component: Golgi apparatus. Gene Ontology annotation, molecular function: metal ion binding; GTPase activator activity. Gene Ontology annotation, biological process: intra-Golgi vesicle-mediated transport; endoplasmic reticulum to Golgi vesicle-mediated transport; endocytosis. NCBI's taxonomy places the organism in Eukaryota, Fungi, Basidiomycota, Agaricomycetes, Boletales, Suillaceae. The record is from RefSeq and is a predicted model, not a curated record. The annotation marks the transcript as partial.